Molecule: messenger RNA, 333 nt
Organism: Vicia faba (fava bean)
Lineage: Eukaryota; Viridiplantae; Streptophyta; Magnoliopsida; Fabales; Fabaceae
Source: the annotation of a GenBank genome assembly
AUGAGAUCCCAAAUCGAUUUUCACCAAAGAGAAAUCUCUUCAGAACCCAAAUUCUUUGAACAUCAGAUCUCAACUCCAAUUUUGUUUUCAACCUUAAAAUCCAAAUCGAUUUUCACUGAAGGGAAAUCAAUUUCGCCCCAGAACCUAAGUAUCAAUGAAGAUGUUGACGAGAACGAUGUCGUAAGUGACCAAUUUCAUGCAGACGAUUCAAGUGAUAAAGAUGAAUUAUGUGAAGAACUUCAAGAGAACGACAUGGGUGACGAGCUUCAAGAGGAUGACAUAUAUGAUGAAGAGGGCAAUGAAGAUGAUGAUGAGUUUGACAAACUUGAAUGA